AUGCGAUACAUGAUCGACUUCCGCCAACGCGUAGCUAAAGGACACAGAUUUUUUCCGACCUGCAUGGCGUCCUGUUUCUCCUGGAUUAAACCAAGCAAAUGUAUCCCAAUACCUCAAUCCUCAGUGGCUCCAGUGGAGGGGAGGUUACGUCGCAGUGUGCCAACCCUGCCAGCCAUCAAGCCAGACAGGCUAAAAACAGCUAAAGCACUUGUGGAGAAAGCUGUGAAGUUGAGAAAAGUGUUUUCAGUGCAGGGACCUUAUCCUGUGAUCCGUGCUGCCUUGUGGUCCAGAGGGUGGGUGGAACGUCGUUUGCUCCCUGCUGCUCAAAAAGCACCACAUUGCCAUAGUGAUGAGGAGGAGGAGGAUGGAGAGGAAGGCGAUGUCUGUGUUGCUGUUACUGACCGAGCGGAUGAAGGCAAGAAAGAGGAGAACCUUGAUGACAUGUAUGACCUCAUGUCUCGCCUGGUUCGAAAUGAAACAACCUAUUUCUACUGGACAACCCGCCGGGAUUACAUAGACUGUCGCUCCUUACAGAAUGACCAAAUGACCAAUCACUAUGCAAACUCUGCAGCGUUUACAACCAAGGUGGGGCUCUGUCUGAACCUACGUAACCUUCGGUGGUUUGACGCAGCAGAUCCUGACACUUUCUUCCCAAGAUGCUACAAGCUUGGGGCAGAGGAUGAAAAGCAUGCAUUUAUAGAAGACUUCAGGAGGACGGCGUGCACCAGUCUGCUGCAGCAUGUUGUUGAGACAAGUAGAAGGAACAAAGACAGAGCAGAAGACUUGAAUGAUGGGCAACAUCAGUUUGCUGGUCCAGGAUUAAUCCACUUUGCUCUACACAUGUGUGAAGAGUUCCUUAGUGUUUUGGAGCACAAUGACAUUGAUGUUAGCGUUGAAACAUCUUUGGAGGAGCCACAGUGGGCCGCAUUUCUUCAAGAUUACUACAAGGUUGUACAUGAAGGUGCUCUGCUCAGGGGUAGCCAUGCAACCGUGGACCGCUGCCAGGCAAUGUUAAUCAGGCUGCGGGAGGUUUGCCCUCAACUGGAUACAGAUGGACUAAACAACAUCUGGAUCAUCAAACCAGGAGCAAAGUCUAGAGGACGAGGUAUUAUGUGUAUGAAUCGUCUGGAGGAGAUUUUAGCCCUUGUUGAAAGUGACAGAGUGCCCUCUAAGGAGAGCAAGUGGGUGGUUCAGAAAUACCUGGAACGUCCUCUGUUAGUCCAUGGCACCAAGUUUGACCUCCGUCAGUGGUUCCUCGUCACGGACUGGAACCCUCUGACUGUUUGGCUCUACAAAGAGUGCUACCUGCGCUUCUCCACUCAGCCUUACUCAGUAAAGUCUCUGGACAGUUCAGUCCACCUGUGCAACAACUCCAUCCAGAAACACUUCCAGCCGUCAAGUGACCGCUAUCCAGGACUUCCUGAGGACAACAUGUGGACCUGCUCUCAGUUUAGGGCUUGUCUGCAAAGACAGGGCCGUGGAGCAGAGUGGGAUUCAGUGGUGGUCCCAGGCAUGCAGCAAGCAGUAGUCCGGGCCUUGCAGACAGCGAAAGACUUGGUUGAGCCUCGAAAAGCAAGCUUUGAGCUCUAUGGAGCAGACUUUAUACUGGACAGGGAUCUGAGGCCCUGGCUCCUGGAGAUUAAUGCAAGUCCUACCAUGGCAUGUUCCACCGCUGUGACUGCUCGCCUCUGCCCCGCUGUGCAGCUGGACACACUGAGGGUUGUGCUCGACCGACGGACUGAUCCGAAUGCGUACACAGGAGGCUUUCAGCUGAUGUACAAACAGGCUGCAGUUGAAGUUCCUCAGUAUAUGGGACUGAAUCUGCUGGUGGAAGGAGCCCCACUAAGGCGAUCCAGACCUCUACCUCAUAGACAAAGUGUCACAUCAAACCCACCUCCCAGUAUCCAGCCAUCAUUAGACCAGUCAUGUUCAGAGGAUGUUGAAACAACACAUGGACUAUCAGGUCAGAAACAUUUAGCAGUCUCUGCUUUAAAACACUCAAGCAAGGAGAAUCAGGCUGUUGGAGAGAAAAAGAGGCAGAUGCUGUCAACAUCUCCUAAGAGAGGAGAAAAGACUACCUCCUGUGUUCGCAGGUAUGGUCAGCAGCCUUUGCUGGCUCACAUUGAACCUCAGAGGAAAGCCAGACGUUUGGGCUUUUAUCUCGGUGCCAAAAAAGAAACUCUGGUACCACGGAGUCUCUCCUUUUCCCUCAGCCAAUCUCUCAGCAUGCCACAUUGUCAAUCUCAGCCUAAUCCAGGUCAAAGAUCCCACAUCUCCAGAUGCUUCGCCCAGACAGCCUCUGGGCCUCAACAGAAGAAAUCUGCCAAGGGUUUCUCAUCAUCCCAGGGUCUCCUUCCUACACUUGAGGUUUUUAGUUUGCGACCAAACAUUGUUGCCAGAACUAGUACAUGCCUCUGUCCAAACUUGUCCUCUAAUCUCAGCGUCCACAAACAUCAGUCGUUCCUCUGCUUUGGAAGACAAAGCAUGGUCAAAUGUAAAGGAGCGGACACAGAGGAACAGGAACUCUAG
Cheilinus undulatus (humphead wrasse) is the source of this 2529-nucleotide messenger RNA. RefSeq names its product tubulin tyrosine ligase-like family, member 3 (gene ttll3). The record is from RefSeq and is a predicted model, not a curated record. Gene Ontology annotation, molecular function: protein-glycine ligase activity, initiating. Bases 1 to 2529 code for a protein of 842 amino acids. The transcript has 12 exons. Lineage: Eukaryota; Metazoa; Chordata; Actinopteri; Labriformes; Labridae. Gene Ontology annotation, cellular component: cilium. Gene Ontology annotation, biological process: cilium movement; protein polyglycylation; cilium assembly.